CGCGAUAAGCGCCAUACCUUCUGUCUUUUCGACAUUGGAGCGCAGCGCUUUCCUCUAUCUUCGAUGACGCUACCAUCGUAUCGGAUACUUAUACAGACUCUUGUUCUUCCCGGCACCUGGGCCGUGCUCUUUCUUGCUUCCUCCCGUCCAGUAGCGCAACAUGUCCGCCGCCCUCACGACGAGCGUUGACCACCCUACGGUGCCCACCCUGAGGACCCUCGGCCGCGAGGACUCGGAGUACUUGGACGACAAGAAGAGCAUCGACGACGUCGCCAUCGCCAAGGAGUAUGACAACCAUUCCAGCUCAUACGAUGAUGAGGCAGCCUUCGAAAUCAAAGGUGAUGACAACGAUCCUGCCUACAAUGUUCUCCCUCAGAUUGUUCGCGAGUUGUGUGACUUUGAGGACGAUCCCAGCAUCCCCGUCUUGACAUGGAGGUUCUUUUUCCUGUCCGCCAUCUUCACCGCCCUUGGCGCAUGGCUCACGCAAAUGGGUUUCUUCCGAACGACUUACAUCCCGUACUCCAUCUACUUCGUGCAGAUCGCUUCCCUCUUCUUCGGUCGAUUCCUGGCUGCCACCCUUCCACAGAAGUUAGUUGGCUUUGGACGAUUCAAGUUCGAGUUAAACCCUGGCGAGUUCUCUGUCAAGGAGCACGUCGCUGUCGUCUUGGCUGCGAACACCGGAGCCACGAAUAACUUGGGCGAUUACGUCCUUGCCCCUCUGGCUGUAUUCUACGACGAUCCAAUGAACGGUUGGAUCGCUAUCUUGUUCAUGUGGUCCGCGGUCUUCAUUGGGUUCUCGUAUGCCACGCUGGCAAAGACGUUCAUUAUCGAGAAUCCCAACACGACAUUCCCAUUGACUCUUCAGCAAGUCUCGGUUUUCAAGGCACAGCGUAUGUCUCUUUCAACGGCGAGCACAACCGCAAAGACCCAGAUGCGCGUGUUCUGGUACGGAAUCUUGAUCUUCUUCCUUUGGGAAUUCCUGCCUGAGUAUAUCUUCCCGUUCACAUCCUCUCUCGCAUUCCUUUGCUGGGUAACGAAGAACUCCACCGCCCAGUUCCUUGGCUCUGGUCUCGGCGGUGUCGGCCUGCUGAAUGUCACCCUUGACUGGUCCAAUAUUGGCUCUACCAUGAUCUAUUACCCGUGGUGGACUCAAUUGAACAUGUUUGCAUCCUACGUCAUCUCUGCAUGGAUCCUCAUUCCCAUCUCCUACUACAUGGGUAUCUGGGAAAGUGACAAGUACCCCAUUCAGAGCCAGACGUUGUGGAUGCGCAAUGGGACUAAGUAUCCGACGGCCAGUCUCAUGAACUCCGAUUUCUCGCUCAACAGCGAGCUUUUCGCAGAGGUUGGCCCUCCUAUGAUGUCGGCACAACUUCGUUGGGGAUACUUCUUCUCGUAUGUUGCGUGGCUCGGUGCUUUCGUCUCGUGCAUUCUCUUCCAGGGCCCGGAGAUAUACAGAACAGUGAAGCUGAGAUGGCAACGGAAGGCAGCUUUCGAUGACAAGCUCAGCCAAAUCAUUCGGCAAUAUCCAACAGUACCCAUCUGGUGGAACCUCGCGCUGUUCCUUGUUCCUUUCAUCAUUCUCAUCGCGUUCUCCCACACUGGUCUACAUUACCCACCAUAUAUGCUAUAUAUCGGUCUUGUGAUUGGUGCCGUGAUCGUGGUGCCCAUGAGCUAUAUCUACUCCGUCACUGGUUACCAGGUUCCAGUCGGAUAUUUCAACGAGCUGUUCUACGGUUAUGCCAUCAACCUCGGCGGUUCUCGCCACCCGGUAGGCUCCCUUAGUUAUCGUGUCAUCAGCGGUCAAUGCUGGUACGAGGCUCAGGCCAUGUUGGCGGAUAUGAAGCUCGGUCAUUACUUCCAUAUCCCACCUCGGGCCACUCUCAUUGCACAGGUCUGGGGUAUUCUCAUCGGUGUACCCAUCAAUUAUGCCACCAUCCUCUGGGUGUGCAAGACUAAGGCCGACGUUCUGUCCGGAGCCGCGAGCGAUCCCAACCACCAAUGGACUGGCCAAACCGUGAUUUCGCUCAACAAUCAAGGUAUCGCGUUCGGCUUGAUCGGACCCAAACUCCUCUUUGACGAUCCCAUGUAUGCGCCUAUGCUCUACGGAUUUGUAGCCGGCGCCAUUGUGCCAAUCAUCCUGUGGCUCAUUCAUAAGAAGUGGCCGAAACUGCGCGCGGAUCUUGUCAACAUCCCCAUUUUUGCGACUACUUUCGAGAACUUCUACGGCAACCUCAGCAACUACCUCCUGACUUGGUUCGUCCUCGGAACGAUCAACCACAUGUACUUCAAGCGCUACCGUUAUGGGUUCUGGAAGAAGUUUGCCUAUCUGGCGGGUGCAGCAGCCGACACAGGAUACAACUUCAACAUGCUGUUCCUGUUCAUUGCGUUCAGCGCGGUGAAGACUACCUCCAUGCCCAACUGGUGGGGUAACAACGCUGACUCUGUCGAACGAUGCUUUUACCUUCCGGAUUCUGCAUACAAUCCGCCAUCGUAAUUGGUGCACGUACAUUCUUAGACAACUUGUCAAUUGAGUAGGACGUUAUGACUCUGCCUUGCAUCGGUAGCAAGCGCUGCUGCCAUCGCACUUGUCCUUCACCUUCCCUUUUCGUCACUCUUUUUCCCCUGUAACUUCUGGUCUGAUUAUCCUUGUUGGGUGGUAUUUUUUGGUUUUUUUUUAUUCUGUAGGUUACAUGGCUGUGUUUGUUUUUUGGGUCAUUACCUUCAGCAUGAACGAGUAGCGAUGUCGAAUGUUACG
Stereum hirsutum FP-91666 SS1 is the source of this 2755-nucleotide messenger RNA. RefSeq names its product OPT oligopeptide transporter. Gene Ontology annotation, biological process: transmembrane transport. Gene Ontology annotation, molecular function: oligopeptide transmembrane transporter activity. Bases 161 to 2494 code for a protein of 777 amino acids. The record is from RefSeq and is a predicted model, not a curated record. NCBI's taxonomy places the organism in Eukaryota, Fungi, Basidiomycota, Agaricomycetes, Russulales, Stereaceae. The transcript is spliced from 23 exons.